AUGGACCGUGUAAGCAGCAGUGGCGUUGUGGCAUCGUCCUCAGCAUCCGAAGAUAUGAACAAUGAAAAGCAAGGCUUGACUCUGUCUCCUCAAACCGUAACCGUCUUUAAAUCUAAGAAGAAUUCUCCAACAAAACAAGAAGAAGAAAUGAUGAACUCGUACAGGUCAAUAAUCCGCCACGUUGGCGAAGACGUGAGUCGUGAAGGCUUGCUUCGUACACCGCAACGUGCUGCCAAAGCUAUGUUGUACUUCACAAUGGGCUACGAACAAAAUCUGGAUGAUAUUCUGAACGAAGCUGUUUUUGAUGAGGAUCAUGAUGAAAUGGUAAUUGUAAAAGACAUCGAAAUGUUCAGUAUGUGUGAACACCAUUUGGUACCGUUUAUUGGAAAAGUACAUAUUGGGUACUUACCAAAUAAGAAAGUUUUAGGAUUAAGCAAAUUUGCGAGAAUCGUGGAAAUGUUCAGUAGAAGAUUGCAAGGUAAGAUAAAUAGCUUUGUAUAAAAAAUAGAAAUUUCCUUUAUAACCCAUGCAAAAAACUGUAACAAUUGAUAUUUUAGUACAAGAACGUUUGACUAAACAAAUUGCCCAAGCAGUUUUACAAGCCGUUCAACCUUCAGGUGUAGCCGUAGUGGUCGAAGCAAGGUAAUUAAACUUUUUUUACAAAUUUUUACAUUGUAUAUAUUUUUUUAAAUUAAGUCAUAAAAACAUAAUUUUCUUUAACCCGCAAAAAACAUAUCGGGUCGGUCUUUAAACUGUAGACGCGGCCAUAAGUUCAAUUAUUUUAAUUUUAAAUUUUAGCCAUAUGUGCAUGGUUAUGCGUGGAGUGCAAAAAAUUAACGCAACAACCGCAACAUCGUGCAUGCUGGGCGUAUUCCGCGACGACCCCAAAACUCGCGAAGAGUUUCUCAAUCUAAUAAAUCGAAAAUAA
Messenger RNA from Bursaphelenchus okinawaensis, 928 nucleotides. Lineage: Eukaryota; Metazoa; Nematoda; Chromadorea; Rhabditida; Aphelenchoididae. The record is from the annotation of a GenBank genome assembly.